AUGGCCGUCGGUUCUAUCGCCUUCUCGGCUCCGGAGGGAAGCUACUUCCUCGUCAUGGAUCUCAAUGUCCAGCGCCCUGGGAACGGCGCCGGGCACAGUGGGGGCGGGGGCAGCGGUGAAGCGCACCACUCGAAAUCGUUCAACAGCUCUGUCUCCAACAUCUCCGUCUCCUCCUCCAGCUCCAACAUCACCCCCCUGGCCACCAGCUCACUCAACCAGCCUACCCUCAACGGAAACCAGACCACAUCCAGCGCCAGCACCGCCAACGCCCCUGCAGCCAUCGCCGGCACGGCCACCUCCGCAUCCCAGAUCCCCAUCGUCCAGGUCCCUGCCGUCCCCGGCAUCCCGGCCAAUGCCGAUGUCUCCCAGAACCUCGUAGCCCCACCCCUCUACCCGUGCUCGCUGGCAACAGUCAUCAUCAACUUCCCUCCCGUCCCCCCACCCAACCCCUUCCCCCACCCCGGCUUCCUCACCGCCGCUACCAAGUACGCUCGAUCGAAAGACACCAGCACCGAUCCGUUGGCUUAUGAGCCCCACCCCAGCGAGCAGACCGACUCGAACGCCUCCUCUGCCGACGAUCCCUCGAGCUCCUCGACUAGCACAUACCCUUCAUCAAACAAUCAAGCCGCCGGAUCACUCGAAAAAACCUCUUUACCCCCCAGUACCCGCUCUGUUGCCUCGCCCAUCAAGAACCGGGGGCUGACCUUCUCAUCCCUGUCAUCCCUCUCGAACGCGUCGAGGAAUGGCACGCAUUCUCUAGCCUCCUACUCGACCAGCUCUCAAUCCAACCUCAACCCACUCUCAUCGCGUCCCCGGGCCGCAUUCAAAGGCUCGACCUCGACGUUCAUCAAAUCCUCCGAAGGUCUCCCCUUGCCCCAAUCGGUCAUCAAGACCUUCUACGGCUCAUCUUCCGAGUCCUCCUCCUCAACAGGGCGGGACGAAGGCGAAGAGCGCACCUUUGGCUUCUACACCUGGAACAAGUCCGUCAUCUUCGCCCAGCUCGCACCGCCCCGGCCGGCAGGCGAGACCCUCUUCCGGCUCAGCUUUGCAGCCUUCCCCACCCACGUCAGCAUCAAUCACCACUCAGCCUCCGCCACCUCCCUCGACGUCGUCAUCGGCUUCUCCACCGGCGACCUCAUCUACUUCGACCCGUUCUGUGCUCGAUACACCAGGCUCAACAAGGGCGGAUGCAUCUCAGGCUCGGCCGUCAGCAAGAUCGAAUGGCUCCCACCCACCGUCACCCGCCGCGACGGCCACUUCGUCUCCUCGCACGUCGACGGAACCUUGAUCUGCUGGGAUAAAGAGCGCGAGGACUGGACCGGAUUUCUCGUCGAACGUUGGCCCAAAGCCCAGCUCCACUCCACCCCCCACCCAUCCUCUCUCAGCCAUAAGAAACUUAACCAUGCCCCUCGGGCCCAUGUCGAUCCCAGAGACCACGAUAUCCUCAUCAGCGGCCUCAACCACAACUUGCCCGUCGAGAAACGCAACCGAUUAAACCCGGUCUACCAUUGGAAAGUUAGUCGGAAAGCCGUCACAGAUUUUGCGUUCUCGCCUGAUUCUAAAUUCUGUGCCAUCGUUAGUGAAGAUGGGUGCUUGAGGAUCAUCGACACUUAUUCUGAAAAGCUAUUGGACACUUAUCUGAGCUAUUUUGGUGCUCUGCUGUGUGUUUGUUGGUCUUCGGAUGGGAGAUUUGUCUUUACGGGUGGACAAGAUGAUCUAGUGACCGCUUAUUCGCCCAUCGAACAGAGAGUGAUCGCACGCUGUCAAGGGCACGGUUCCUUUGUGACCGGAAUAUCCUUCGAUCCUUGGUUCAGUGACGAUCGCUCUUGUCGAUUCGCCUCAGUCUCUGAAGAUUGCAAAUUAAUUUUUUGGGAUUUAUCGGGGGCUUCGUUGGCCAAACCACGCCUGCAGCAAAUCAACAGCCAGAGCAAUUACGGAGCCAGUCGGCGCCAAUCAAUUGCCUCGAUCGGCUCCUCGCCGGCCCACCACCAUCUGAACCAGCACAACAACAACACGAGCAGCAGUUGUAGUACUGGCAAGAAUCAGAAGCGUGGCAAGCUCGGCUUGGUCGAUAGUUCGACCACCCUUGCUGCCCAUCAGACCUCCGGCUCCCCUCAUCAUCAUCUCAAUCAACAAACUAACACCUUCGGCGUCGAGUUAUAUAGCCGGGAUUUUCACCCCGCUCCUGGUAGGAAUGAAGUGGCUAUCUUACAACCCGUGAUGGUUAAAGAGAUCGGUAUAGAUCCCUUAAGUUCGAUCCAUUACCAUCGAGACCUGAUCGUUGUUGCCUCACGAACCGGCCAGGUCAAUGUCUUUGGCAGACCCACGCCUCCCCAUGCCCCUUCAUCACUCAACAACAACAGCGAUUCUACUCACUAG
This is a messenger RNA of Puccinia triticina, 2379 nucleotides long. RefSeq lists its product as uncharacterized. Gene Ontology annotation, biological process: carbon catabolite repression of transcription. The record is from RefSeq and is a predicted model, not a curated record. Gene Ontology annotation, cellular component: cell division site; nucleus; cell tip. Bases 1 to 2379 code for a protein of 792 amino acids. The transcript has 6 exons. Gene Ontology annotation, molecular function: protein binding. NCBI's taxonomy places the organism in Eukaryota, Fungi, Basidiomycota, Pucciniomycetes, Pucciniales, Pucciniaceae.